AGUCCAUACGGUUCGUGACAACAUAAAGUCCAUUAGGUUCAGGACAACACAAAGUCCGUGAAGUUCAGCAGCACGUAAUUGUGGUAACAAAUGUAAUCACGCUGCGUGAUCACUGUCGGCUCAAAUUGUUUCCACUGUCACCUAUAGAUGGCAACAAGGAUGUGCUGCUAAUGAGCUGUUUAUUUUUCUCUGGUAUGACACACCAACCAACCAACUGUGAGAGACAUUCUUAAUCGAAUACUGAAGUCUAAUCUUGUGUAUCGGCACUCGGCUAUACAUGUCGAACGGAGAUUGUACGUCAUUGGCAUCGGCGCUUGAGUGACACAAACAAGGUCAAAGGACAUUUCCAUGUCCUCCACAUUCUGGAGGAAAAAUGGACAACACAGGCUAUUGCAGCGAGAGCUUCAACAGCCUGCAGAGCGGAACCAGCGAUGAGGACAUGGUGGAGAUGCAGGACUUCUCCAGCACUGAUGACGUGCCUCCUCUGGACCGGGACUAUGGCUCAGGAGGUUCAUAUGGAGCUGGAGAUGGGUCCAAUGGGGUUCCUAAACUGAUGGAUUUGCUCGAUGAGCCAGUGCCUGGGGUCGGCACAUAUGAAGACUUCAACACCAUCGACUGGGUCCGAGAAAAAUCUAAGGACCGGGAUCACCACCGGGAGAUUGCUACCAAGAGUAAAGAGUCCGCCUUGGCUCUGAUGAAGAGUAUCAGUGAUGCCUUUUCUGGCUGGCUUCUCAUGCUGCUCGUGGGACUGAUGUCAGGUGCCCUGGCUGGUGGCAUUGACAUCUCUGCCCAUUGGAUGACAGAUCUGAAGGAGGGAGUUUGUCUGAACGGCUUCUGGUUUAAUCAUGAGCACUGCUGCUGGAACUCCAAUGAGACGACCUUCCAGGAGAGAGACAAAUGCCCUAACUGGAAAAGCUGGGCAGAGCUCAUUGUCGGUACUAAUGAAGGUCCUUUCGCCUACAUCAUGAAUUACCUGAUGUAUGUGUGCUGGGCGCUGCUUUUCUCCUUCCUGGCUGUGUCUUUAGUCAGGGCCUUUGCCCCGUAUGCCUGUGGCUCUGGAAUACCUGAGAUCAAGACUAUCCUGAGUGGGUUUAUUAUCAGGGGCUACCUGGGUAAAUGGACUCUUAUAAUUAAAACCAUCACCCUGGUGUUGGCAGUGUCAUCUGGACUCAGUCUGGGCAAAGAAGGGCCUCUGGUCCAUGUGGCCUGUUGCUGUGGCAACAUCCUAUGCCACCUGUUCACCAAGUACCGCAGGAAUGAGGCAAAGAGACGAGAGGUAUUGUCUGCCGCAGCAGCUGUUGGUGUGUCAGUAGCUUUUGGAGCACCGAUUGGUGGAGUUCUGUUCAGUCUGGAAGAGGUGAGUUAUUAUUUCCCCCUGAAGACGCUGUGGCGCUCUUUCUUUGCUGCAUUGGUGGCGGCUUUCACCCUUCGGUCCAUCAACCCGUUUGGUAACAGCAGGCUGGUUCUCUUCUACGUGGAGUUCCACUCCCCUUGGCACUUGCUGGAACUCAUACCCUUUGUCCUGUUGGGUAUUUUUGGGGGAAUCUGGGGAGCUUUCUUCAUCCGUGCAAACAUUGCAUGGUGUCGCCGACGUAAGACCACGCGGCUGGGUCACUACCCUGUUUUGGAGGUGCUGGUUGUUACGGCUGUCACGGCUCUGCUGGCAUUCCCCAACAGCUACACGUGUAUGAGCACCAGCGAGCUGAUCUCUGAGCUGUUCAACGAUUGCGGCUUGCUGGAUUCCUCACAGCUGUGUAACUAUGCCAAUGUGAGCGUCACCAAGAGCAGCAGUGAUGCUCUGCCUGAUAGACCAGCAGGACAAGAUGUCUACACUGCCAUGUGGCAGCUCUCACUGGCCCUGGUCUUUAAGAUGCUCAUAACAGUGGUGACCUUCGGCAUGAAGGUGCCCUCUGGCCUCUUCAUCCCCAGUAUGGCUGUGGGAGCGAUUGCAGGUAGGCUGCUUGGUGUGGGUAUGGAGCAACUGGCAUAUUACCACCAUGACUGGGUAAUCUUCAGAGGCUGGUGCUCACCUGGAGCAGACUGCAUCACCCCCGGCCUCUAUGCUAUGGUGGGCGCUACUGCCUGUCUGGGCGGUGUAACUCGUAUGACAGUCUCUCUGGUGGUCAUUAUGUUUGAGCUAACGGGCGGCCUGGAAUACAUUGUGCCUCUCAUGGCUGCCACCAUGACUAGUAAAUGGGUGGCAGAUGCUCUGGGUCGAGAAGGUAUUUAUGAGGCUCACAUCCGUCUCAAUGGUUACCCCUUCCUGGAGCCUAAGGAGGAGUUCAGCCACAAGACGCUGGCCAUGGACGUGAUGCGACCCCGCCGUAGUGACCCCCCACUCUCCGUGAUCAUGCAGGACGGGAUGAGCGUGGAGGAAGUCGAGUCGCUCAUUGCUGAAACCUCAUACAGCGGUUUCCCUGUGGUUGUCUCACAUGAGUCUCAGAGACUUGUGGGCUUUGUGCAGCGCAGGGAUCUGGUCAUCUCUAUUGAAAAUGCUCGUCAGCAUCAGGAAGGUGUGGUUAGUGCCUCCCGAAUCUUCUUCACUGAAUACACACCUCCACAGCCACCCAACAGUCCUCCUCCGUUGAAGCUUCGUGGUAUCAUGGAUCUCAGCCCAUUUACCGUUACUGACCACACUGCCAUGGACAUCGUGGUGGACAUCUUUCGCAAGCUGGGCCUGCGCCAGUGUCUCGUCACUCACAAUGGGCGUUUACUGGGCAUCAUCACCAAAAAGGACAUUCUUAAACAUAUGGCCCAGAUGGCCAACCGAGACCCUGACUCUAUUCUCUUCAACUGAAGUGCCAAACUGGCUGUUAUGAAACACCAGUCAGUUUGAAACCACCCAUUGGGCAGAAAACAGCAGUCUGGCCAAAUUAUUUGCACUACAGAACUGUCAGUACUGGGUUAGCGUCCAUUCACACUGUGAAUCCAUUUGUAGAGCCUUAUUGGUGCAGGCGCUACAACUGCAGGAUGGAGGACCUUCGGCAGUGUUUUAUGCACUCCAGCAGCUAGCUUAAAAGGUGGGAAUGAGUGCAACCAAGUGUUGGUGUUUGCAAGUAGUCGACCUAUCAUAACAUAUCAAUGCAUCAAAACAUAUCAGAGUAUAUUCCACACAAGGAAAACAGUUGCAAUUAUAACAUUUUGUAGCAUAAAUCUAAAUAUAGACAUUCACCUACCCGGCCUCUGUUGGAUUGUAUUACUCAAACCCAAACACCUCUGGUGAAAAGACCACAUCCACAUCUUUCAGAAUUUAAGAGACAUUCUUAUGCAAGUCAAGAGGAAGUCACAAGCAAUCAGUAUCAGAUGUGCAUUGCAUAUUUCCCUAGAGUUCUCCUGACUUCCACUACAGAAUGGAUGUUAAUCAUAAGUUAAAACCAUUAUUUGUUGUUUACAUGUUCAUCUACAUUUUUUGUCUUUUUUGAUUUUUACUUUAAACGAGCACUUGCAAGUAUUCCAGCAUCUGAAAGCUCUCGGGACGAAUGUCAAGUCUGUACCACAUUUCCAGACUUUGUAAUCAGUCAUAAGCAGCACUGUGUAGUUUCUGCCAAGAAAUUACACAUUAAAAUGAUUAAAAUUACUCUACCUCUCACACUACCAUUUUACACUACAAUUCAAAAGUUUGGGUUCAGUAACAUUAUGUUUUAAGUC
Messenger RNA from Sinocyclocheilus anshuiensis, 3648 nucleotides. RefSeq names its product H(+)/Cl(-) exchange transporter 5-like. The record is from RefSeq and is a predicted model, not a curated record. Gene Ontology annotation, biological process: transmembrane transport; chloride transport. Gene Ontology annotation, cellular component: plasma membrane; early endosome; Golgi apparatus. Lineage: Eukaryota; Metazoa; Chordata; Actinopteri; Cypriniformes; Cyprinidae. Gene Ontology annotation, molecular function: voltage-gated chloride channel activity.